Bathycoccus prasinos is the source of this 1272-nucleotide messenger RNA. RefSeq lists its product with no specific name. The coding region runs from base 1 to 1272 and encodes 423 amino acids. The transcript has a single exon. The record is from RefSeq and is a predicted model, not a curated record. Lineage: Eukaryota; Viridiplantae; Chlorophyta; Mamiellophyceae; Mamiellales; Bathycoccaceae.
AUGACGUUACGGAAAGAGAAAAAAACUCUCGUAUUUGAGGAGUUUUCCACUCGCACUGUUUUUGACGAAAAAAAGCGAAGGAGACUAAAAUUUUGGUCCGAAAGAAACAACGCAAAAGACAACAAAAAAGAGAAGAGAUAUUUAACGCACGAAUGCGAGACGAAUAGUAAAUACGAGCGAGAGAUGAACGCACAAACGCAUCAUCUUUCGCGCCGUGUGAACGGGAGGCUGCUUUCUCUCGAGUCGUCGUCGCUCGCGUCGUCGUCGUCGUCGUCCAAAAAAAAACAACCACCGCUCUUUGGAAGAUUUGGAGGAAAGAAGGUGGAGGUGGUUCUGCCACCCUCGCGCGCUUUAGGAAGCGGGAGAACGACGAUUUCGAAGAACACGAAUGGAGGGAGACAGUAUCCGUUCCCGGCGGAUUACGACGUGAUGGUCCAACAGGCAAGACAAGCGCUACAAAAAGCGAGAGAAGAUGGCGUGGAUUUAGGAGAAAUCCAGUUCCCUCCGGGAGGACUUGAUUUAGCGCCCGGCGACUUGGAAGGUAACGUAGAGUGUACGCUCACGGCGACGGUGUUGCGAAAGAUUUUGCGCGGGAUGAAAGAAGAAGAAAAAAUUACCGUCUUGUUUCCAGACCCGACGGAAUUGAAGUUGGCGAAAAGAGGACAGACUGGAAUGUGCGCACCGGACGGCGUCGCGCCGCCGGAGGUUUUCCAAACAGACCCUCUCUUUGAGGAUUGGAGAGGGGAAUUGAAUUAUCUGGACGACCCGAAUGCGUUUUCGGUGUCUGGUUUGGACAAAAUUUUCGGUAAAAGCGCCACGGUAAACGAUAGAGUAGAUAUCAACGAAGGCAACAUGUUCGUGUGCGCGUACCCUUCGGGAAACAUAGCGGAAUUGACGCAAACGCGUUUAUUGUACGAAAACAUUCGAGAAGAAAACGAAUCAGAUGCGCCGGCGAGCAAAAUAAAAACAAAGAGAAAAUCUCUCGUCGUCGUCAAUGGCGAACUCGAUCGAACACGUUCAAACUAUUACCCGUGGUUUUGGAAUAAAAACGAAAUGGAACCGUUGCGAGAGUUUUCGCAAUCGUUCGAAGGAAUAUAUUUCAUCCACAACUUCAAAGGCACUAACCCGGCGGUUUUGUUCAGAUGUUACCCGGACGAUUGGAGAGUUUUUCGACGAAGGCCGAACGACGCGGUCGAGUGCGUUUGGUCCAGUUCGACUCGACCGAAAAGUUUAAAGGAAAUCGCUUUGGACGUUUUGCCCAAGUUUCCGUAG